Saccharomycodes ludwigii is the source of this 2061-nucleotide messenger RNA. RefSeq lists its product as uncharacterized. Lineage: Eukaryota; Fungi; Ascomycota; Saccharomycetes; Saccharomycodales; Saccharomycodaceae. Bases 1 to 2061 code for a protein of 686 amino acids. The transcript has a single exon. The record is from RefSeq and is a predicted model, not a curated record.
AUGCCACAACCUAAUAAGACCAUCAAUACUAAUAUUUGCCCAAUUGAAUUGCUACAAACUCUAUUAUAUGAUAUCAGACACAAAUUCAAUAGCAAUGACACCAUCAAUUUUGAAAAAAUCAACCAACUUAUUAACUCAAUUAGGUUGAUAAAAUCGGAUGUUUCUGACUCUAAUACUACCUACGACACCAGUUUACAGCACUUUAUUGAUAUACCACUAAUUAGUUUUACAAACUUUAUAUUUCAAAAUAAUACCGAGUCUCAGACUAAAAACAGUUUACUUGCUGAGAAUUUUUCAUCUUAUUUAUUAAGUUUAUCCUAUAUUUAUAAGUUAGUAUUAAACUCUGCUAACACUACCACGCUUUCUUUAUUUGAUUGUACGUUUGCGAAAUUAUGGAACGAUUUGAAUUAUAGUACCAUUGAUGUCUCUGCGUGUCACGAUUAUAUACAUAAUGAUCUGAUAGCAUGUUCUCCAACUAUAGUUCAGCAGUUAAAAAAAAAUAGCUUUGCUAGUACCACUAACAAUGCCACCGCAAAUAGUAACUUUUUCCUAUUAAGUAGUAAAGAAUUAGGUUGUGACCAAGAGUUGGUCGAAUUGACCACGGUAAAUAAUUUAUAUGUUCAAAACCGUGUUACUUCUACUGGUUUCGUAAUUUGUCAGUACAAAUCAGUAACACAAAAUGAUUCGUAUUACAUUUAUCCAUUAUCGAAAAAAAAUGUCGUUGAAUUUAUGAAUGAUUUAUUGAAUAAUAAUAAUAAUCUAUCUGAUUUUUUGGUGCAAAGCAACACUGCAGAUGCGAGCAGUUCGACUAGUAAUAUAGGGAAGAGAAUUAUGUUCCCCGUGUUUAAUAGAAAUGCAUUGGCUGAAAUUAGCAUAAAUGAUGAUAACAAAUCAAUAAACUUCAGUAUAGGUGAAGACAGUAAUACUAUAAAUAUUGAAUUGGUUUAUUAUGAUGGGAACUUAAAACAGUGGGAAAAGUUAUGGAAACCCUUUUUUUCUGCCACCAACAGUGUUCGUUGUAUGGAUAAUUUGAUUGCUUCUACUACUAAAAACAUAAACAGUAGUAGUAGUGGUAGUUUACCCGGUUUGGGUAUAUUUAGUCACUCAUGUGAGAACAUCCUUUGCAACGUGGAUACUGAGGGCUUUCAAGAUAAUAAUGACGAUUUGAUAAGUGUUAUUUCCGACUUAAAAGAUAUAACUUUGAAAAAUAUUAAAGCUAGUGUUAAAGACAAUAAACUUGGUAGUAACAAUACAGAGAAAACUAAUAAUAGUAAUAGGAAAAGUUCUGUUAAGGGAGGAAGUAUUGGUAAUGUUGCCUCUGAUUUUAAAUUUAUUAAAUCUAUUGAUUUCUAUAAUUUGAAAAGUAAAUCAAGCUCAUUGUUUAACUUGUUCACCCAUAAUGAUAAUAGUAGUGAUACUUCGCUUAACAACAGUACUAAGAAUAAUAGCAGGCUAAUUAAAAAUAUUAGUGCCAAGCCGGAUAUAAAAAUCAUAAAUGAUGAGCCAAAUGAUGACAACGAUGAUGAUGAUAUAUUUGAGAAUGUUGACUUGGAAAACAUUACUGUGCGUCAACAUGUGUUGACUGACAAUUAUAGAAAUAACAGUGAUAGUAACAGCAUUAAGGAUAAAAAUGAUAAUAGCAGUAGUAACGACGAAACAACAUAUUCGUUUUCCAUGACUAACAGUAAUACAUUAACAUCUAUGUCAUCUACAGAAACAGAGGAGGCAUGUGCAAAUACGAUAGUGGUCUCUAAAACCAAAGUUAGAUUGCAUGUCUUUGAAAAUAAUAAAGCGUGGGUUCCAAAAUCUACAGGAUACAUUGAAAUUCAGCACAAUCCAAUAAAAUAUUCCAAUAAAUUAACGGUGACAUAUUACAAUUUUAUUUUUGACUCAAAAAGUAAUAAUCUAAACUUACAAUUGUUAGCAAAUAAAAGUAAUAUAUAUAGGAUAGGCAAUUCAGGCAUUUAUCUAUAUCAUCAUAAAUCACAAACGUAUUACCUGUUUGAAUUUAAAAAUACUGAAUUAGCCGAUAGUGUAUAUAAAAUACUACAACAAAAAUAA